CAUUGUCUCCGCGCCCGAACCCCGAGCACCCCGUGGAAUCCCCCACGUCAUCAUCAGAACCAUCAAUGAGAUGCAAACAUGAAAGACAAGAGGAAGAAGAAGGACCGCACCUGGGCCGAGGCUGCCCGCCUGGCACUAGAAAAACACCCCAACUCACCAAUGACAGCAAAGCAGAUAUUGGAAGUCAUUCAGAAAGAAGGGUUAAAAGAAACAAGUGGAACUUCUCCAUUAGCCUGUCUGAAUGCAAUGCUUCACACUAACACUCGAAUAGGGGAUGGAACAUUCUUCAAAAUCCCUGGAAAGUCAGGCCUCUAUGCUCUCAAAAAAGAGGAGUCGUCAUGCUCAGCUGAUGGAACAUUGGAUUUAGGCUGUGAGUCUGAAUUGGAAGGCACAGAGAUGGCAGAGGUCAGUGCCAAUGGGGAAGGAAAUGGAGUUUGUGCAAAGCAGGUAACUGAUGAGGCAUCUUCCACUCGAGAUUCAAGCCUUCCUAACACAGCAGUGCAGAGCAAGUUAGUGUCUUCCUUUCAGCAACACACCAAAAAGGCUCUCAAGCAGGCUUUGAGGCAGCAGCAGAAAAGAAGAAAUGGAGUCUCAAUGAUGGUAAACAAGACUGUUCCUCGUGUUGUUUUGACACCAUUAAAGGUGUCUGAUGAGCAGUCGGAUUCGCCUUCAGGAUCCGAAUCUAAAAAUGGUGAAGCAGACAGUUCAGAUAAAGAAAUGAAACAUGGGCAAAAAUCCCCCACUGGAAAACAAACGAGUCAGCACUUAAAACGAUUAAAAAAGUCUGGUUUAGGACACUUGAAAUGGACCAAAGCUGAGGAUAUUGACAUAGAAACCCCGGGAUCUAUUCUUGUCAACACUAACUUGAGGGCAUUAAUAAAUAAACAUACGUUUGCUUCCUUACCUCAGCAUUUUCAACAAUACCUCCUGCUUUUGCUCCCAGAAGUGGAUAGGCAGAUGGGAAGUGAUGGAAUUUUACGCCUCAGUACUUCAGCUCUAAAUAAUGAAUUCUUUGCAUAUGCAGCACAAGGCUGGAAACAGCGACUGGCAGAAGGAGAGUUUACUCCAGAAAUGCAAUUGCGGAUAAGGCAAGAAAUUGAAAAGGAAAAGAAAACAGAACCCUGGAAAGAAAAAUUCUUCGAAAGGUUUUAUGGAGAAAAGUUGGGCAUGUCAAGAGAGGACUCUAUAAAACUCACAUCUGGACCAAACAGUGAUGGAGCUGAAAGCAGUUCUUCAUGCGGGACCUCUGGCCUUCCUGGUCUAUCUGCACAGACUCCCUUGAAAGAACAACAGCCAAAAAGCAUGAAAAGUCCAACUUCUCCGGAGCCUGAUUUCUGUGCUACACUUUGUCCCAUGGUAGACGUAGGUAAAGAUGUAAUGACAGAGUCAGAAUCAGAGGACAUCCUGAUCCCCGAAGAAUCUGUGAUUCAGGAAGAAAUUGAGGAAGAGGUAGAGACUAGCAUCUGUGAGUGCCAGGAUGAGAAUCACAAGACAAUACCUGACUUUUCUGAGGAGUCAGAAAGUCCAGCCAACUCUCAUGAGGAGCCCCAAAUAGCACCUCCUGAAGAUAACUUGGAAUCCUGUGUUAUAAUGAAUGAUGUUUUAGAAACUUUGCCUCAUGUUGAAGUUAAAGUGGAAGAGAAAUCAGAAUCUCCCCAGGAAGAGAUGUCAGUUGUCAUUGAUCAGCUAGAAGUCUGUGACUCUCUCGUUCCUUCCACUUCAUCUGGGACUCAUGUCAAUGACACAGAACAUAAGGAGCCAGAAACUGCACUAGAGACCAACACUCCAAAAAUUAAAACAGGGUCAUCGUCUUUAGAAGGCCAGUUUCCAAGUGAAGGAAUCGCUGUAGAUAUGGAGCUGCAGAGUGAUCCUGAUGAACAGCUUUCUGAAAAUGCUUGCAUCUCUGAAACGUCCUUCUCUUCUGAGAGCCCAGAGGGAGCCUGUACCAGCCUGACAUCCCCAGGAGGGGAAACCCAAUCCACUUCAGAAGAAUCAUGUACCCCAGCCUCCCUUGAGACAACGUUUUGUUCUGAGGUGUCCAGCACUGAAAAUGUGGACAAAUAUAAUCAGCGAAAUGCCACUGAUGAAAAUCUUCAUGCAUCUUUGAUGUCAGAAAUCUCUCCAAUAUCCACUUCACCUGAAAUAUCAGAAGCGUCUUUGAUGUCCAAUUUACCGUUAACCUCUGAAGCAUCCCCAGUGUCAAAUUUACCUUUAACAUCAGAAACCUCGCCCAUGUCUGAUUUACCUUUGACAUCAGAAACUUCUUCAGUGUCUUCCAUGCUUCUCACAUCUGAGACCACUUUUAUAUCCAGUUUGCCACUUCCUUCAGAAACAUCUCCAAUUUCCAGUUCUUCCAUGAAUGAAAGAAUGGUGCAUCAACAAAGAAAGUCAACUUCCAUAUCUGAAGAACCACUCUCCCCCCAGAAAGAUGAAGGUUCUGACCCUGCCAAGCCCCUGGGAGAGAGCCUUACCUCUCAGCAGAAGACUCUAUCAAAUACUCCUGAACCUAUCAAAAUGGGUUCUUCUUCCAUUGCUCCUGAAGCAUAUUCAUCAGAAGAACUGCACAAUAAGACCCUGAAUCAGCAGCCUUGUAAAUCACAUGUUGAAACUGAGAAGCCUUAUCCCGCUUCGAUUCCAGAACUUCCUUCUACAGAAAUGAUAAAAGUUAAAAAUCAUAAUGUCCUGCAAAGAACAGAAAAGAAAGCGAUGUCUUCACCAUUGGAAUUACCUGUCUUUUCUGAAGAGACAGAGAGUAAGGGAAAUGAGCUCCCAUCAGCUAAAUUACAGGACAAGCAAUACAUCUCAUCGGUGGAUAAGGCUUCAUUUUCAGAAGGCUCUAGAAAUAAAAUGCAUAAGCCAGGGAGCUCACAGAACCGGUUGGAGACCUCUCAUACUUCCAAGUUGUCAGAGCCCUCCAAGUCCCCAGAUGGGGUAAGAAAUGAAAGUAGAGAAUCUGAGAUAUCGAAGAGGAAAACCGCAGAGCAUCACAGCUUUGGGAUCUGUAAGGAGAAGAGGGCUAGGAUAGAAGAUGACCAGUCAAGCCGGAGCAUCUCAUCCAGCAGUCCAUCUGAGAAAGAACAGCCUCCAAGAGAGGAACCAAGGGUUCCACCUCUCAAGAUACAGCUUUCCAAAAUCGGGCCACCCUUUAUUAUCAAGAGCCAACCAGUCUCCAAACCAGAGGCUCGCGCGUCAUCUGGCACAUCGGUCAGUGGCGGGAGGAACACGGGAGCCAGGACCCUGGCGGACAUCAAGGCCCGAGCCCAGCAAGCAAGAGCCCAGCGAGAGGCGGCAGCAGCGGCAGCCGUGGCGGCGGCCGCGAGCAUUGUUUCGGGAGCUAUGGGGAGCCCAGGAGAGGGCGGAAAAGCCAGAACUCUGGCGCAUAUCAAAGAGCAGACGAAGGUGAAGCUCUUCGCAAAGCAUCAAGCCCGAGCCCACCUCUUCCAGAACACUAAAGAGCCCCGGUUGCCUCCGCUCGGCUCAAAGGAAGGGCCUCCAAGCUUAGAAGUCUCUUCUGCCCCUGAAAUAAAAAUCGAAGGCUCGCCUGGUGUCAUCAUUGUCAAUCCAAACUGCCGAUCUCCCAGCAACAAGGCUGCGCACCUCCGGGAGCCCACCACUGUACUACAGCAGUCUCUCAACCCGACCAAACUUCCAGAAAUUGCCACGGACUUAUCUGUGCAUAGUUCUGACGAAAACACACCUGUGUCACACUUGUCUGAGAAAAUUGUUUCAUCUACCUCUUCUGAAAAUAGCAGUGUGCCCAUGCUUUUUAAUAAAAAUCCCAUCCCCGUGUCUGUCUGCAGCACUGCUAUGUCGGGAGCAAUUAAAGAACAUCCCUUUGUGAGUUCUGUUGAUAAAUCCUCUGUCCUAAUGUCUGUUGACAGUGCAAACACUACAAUUUCUGCUUGUAACAUAAGCAUGUUAAAAACCAUCCAGGGAACGGACACUCCAUGCAUAGCCAUUAUACCAAAAUGUAUUGAGAGCACCCCUCUUCCGGCCACCACGGAGGGCUCCAGCGCAGUGAGCCCCCGGGAUGACACGCAGUUACUGGCACCCAGCAGCAGUGCUGGCAGCCUAGUCUCCAGUCAGUACACCUCUGUGCCAACUCCCUCCAUUGGAAGCAACUUGCCAAACCAUCUCUCCACUAGCUCUGUCUUGAUUCCCCCAACGGGAAUGAACAGCAGAUUUCCUUCUGAGAAGAUAGCCAUGCCUGGGAGCGAAGAACAGGCCACCAUGUCCAUGGGCACCACUGUGAGAGCCGCCCUCGGCUGCAGGGACCCCGUCGCAGUCACUGACGCCCUGGUGGCACGCCCACCUGUCGCAGCGUUUACUGCAAGCAUGCUGACUGUAAACUCUUAUGACAGUCCUCCCACGUUAAGUGCUGAAAGCUUGGACAAAACUUCAGGGACUCGGAACAGGGCAGACACUUCUGGGAGACCUCAGCCACCCCCGGGGGGCUUCGCACCAGCAGCCAUAAACCGCUCGAUUCCGUGUAAAGUCAUCGUCGACCACAGCACCACGCUGACCUCUACGUCAUCUCUGACUGUCUCUCUUGAGAGCACAGAAGCCGGCGUGGACCUCCAGAGCAGGUCCGGGAGGACGGAAGCAGCCGUUCAGCCCGUGGCGUGUCCGCAGGUGUCUGUCAUCAGCAGGCCUGAGCCGGUUGCAAGUGAAGGCGGAGAUCACGGUCCCAGUUUCAUUGCUGCUUCCGCGGCAAAACAAGACAGUCAAACGAUGCAGGCCACCUGCCCGGGUCUCCGUGAAGGGCCCCUCGUGGUUCCAGAUAACUUAAACGCGGGAACUCCUCUGAGUCUCAGCUUUGCUGAGCAGGCGCAUGGCAUAACCACGUUCAAAAGUGAAGCCGACACAACCUGUAGCCAUCAGUAUAACCCGGGCAGCCGGAUCUGCUGGGGCGAGGACGGGGUGAGGAGUGCAGGACAGCCUCUGCUCAGCCACCCUGGUUCCAAUAAACAGAAGGAAUAUCUGGAGCAGGGCUGUCCGAAGGCCAUCAAGACCGAGCACGCCAGCUCCUCGCAUGUGGCGGAACUUCACCCCAGGAAUCUCAUCACAAGCGUCCCUCUCCCAGUGAAGUCCGAACCUCACGACGUGGACAGGGGCUUUAGGAUGGACGCCGACGACUUCCCUGGCCCUGAGCUGCAUCCUCCAGCUGCAGGGGCAGCCCCGAGUGUGCGACAGACGCAGACCGUGCAGGCCCCCGCCUCUGGUCCCAUGGAAGAGGCCAUCUCUCUGGCUACAGACACCCUGAAAAGAGUUCCCAGUGCAGGGAGCUCCAGCUGCCGUCUGUCAUCGGUGGAGGCGAACAAUCCCCUCGUCACACAGUUGCUCCAGGGCAACUUGCCUUUGGAAAAAGUGUUGCCCCAGCCCAGACUGGGAGCCAAGCUCGAAAUCAACAGGCUUCCUCUGCCUCUUCAAACUACCUCAGUGGGUAAAACAGCCCCCGAGAGGAACGUGGUUGAAAUGCCCCCUAGCUCUCCCAAUGCAGACGGGAAAGGCUACCUGGCAGGAGCUCUCGCACCACUACAAAUGAGGAAGCGGGAGAACCACCCCAAGAAGAGAGUCGCCAGGACCGGGGGGGAACACACUCAAGUGAAAUGUGAGCCAGGGAAGUUGUUGGCGGACCCAGAUGUGAAAGGGGUGCCGUGUGUCAUCAGCUCCGGCAUGAAUCAGCUGGGACUCAGCCAGCCGCUGAAGCAGGAGUGGCUGAACAAGCACCCUGUGCAGAGCAAGAUGGCUCACAGCCCUGAGGUCAAACAGCAGAAGCGGCUGCUCCCCUCCUGUAGCUUCCAGCAGAACCUGUUUCACGUCGACAAGAACGACGGCUUCCACCCCGACGCUGGGACCUCCCACAGACAGCAGUUUUACCAAAUGCCUCUGGCUGCCAGGGGCCCCAUUCCUACCGCGGCUCUGUUACCAGCCUCUGCCAAAGCCCCCGUGGGCUGUAACACGUUUUCCUUCAAUAGGCAUCUUGAGCAAAAGGGACUGGGAGAGGUUAGCCUUUCCUCAGCACCUCACCAGCUAAGGUUAGCCAAUAUGGUGCCCCCCAACAUGCCCAUUAAAGAAGGUGAUGACAUGGGGGGGACCCCGCACGGGGUGCCGCACAAAGCACUAGUGCAUCCCCCGCCCCCUCCCCCCUUGGCUCUGCCCCCACCUCCCCCGCCGCCGCCGCCACUACCUCCACCUCUUCCUAAUCCAGAAGUCCCCUCCGAUCAAAAACAACCGCCAGUUACCAUGGAAACCACUAAGAGACUUAGUUGGCCACAGUCCACGGGCAUAUGUAGCAAUAUAAAAUCGGAACCUCUUUCUUUUGAGGAAGGUUUAAGCAGCAGCUGUGAACUGGGCAUGAAACAAGUUUCCUAUGACCAGAAUGAAAUGAAAGAACAGUUGAAGGUGUUUGCGCUGAAAAAUGCAGAUUUCUCUUCCUAUUUGCUUUCUGAGCCACAGAAGCCUUUUACCCAAUUAGCUGCUCAGAAAAUGCAGGUGCAGCAACAACAGCAGCUCUGUGGAAAUUAUCCAACAAUACACUUCGGUAGCACGAGCUUCAAAAGGGCAGCAUCUGCAAUUGAAAAGUCCAUUGGGAUUUUGGGAAGUGGCUCCAAUCCCACCACGGGUCUGCCUGGUCAGAACGCUCAGAUGCCCGUGCAGAACUUUGCCGACAGCAGCAACGCGGAUGAGUUGGAACUGAAAUGCUCUUGCCGGCUGAAAGCCAUGAUUGUGUGCAAAGGCUGUGGGGCCUUCUGCCACGACGACUGCAUAGGGCCUUCUAAACUCUGUGUAGCUUGCCUGGUUGUGCGAUAAGAGCUGAGUGAAAGAUGCAGUAUCCCUUUUCACCACGGAAAAGCCAAACGGCGUCAGCAACAACAAAUUGAACAGCUCAGUCGUUUAUAGCGUGCUAAUUUAUUUUACUUUGGAACAGAUGAUCUUUUCUCUAGAUGAUUAUUUUCUUGCGUUUCUGGGAAAGGAGAGAUCGCAUUCCAGCCGAGGGGCUCAACAGCGUGUCUUUUACAUAUUUAGUUGCCAUUUGCAGCUUUGGAAAGUUUCUAUUCGUGUGUAUACAGGUCACUCCCAAUUUGUUUCUUUCUUUUUUUAAUCCAGGUGUAGAUAGGAAAAGGACAUUUUAAACUACUUAAUGGUAACCAGAAAUGGAGAUGUGGAGAGAGAUCGGUAACAGCAAUUUAAGGUGGUGAUGCAUUCUUCUGUAGAUUAACCAUUACAGCGAGGGUUCCAACCGUUGACUCCUUUGGACCUACCUUUACCAUAGUGGUUACAUCAUAUUUGGAAAAGGGAAUCUGAUUUCAGUGUAUGAUUCCUUGUAUUUACUCAUAUCACAAAAGGUAUUAAAGGAGGUAUGCCAUUAAUGAACUCCACUGUCCUUAUUCUCUUUCCUCCCUUUUGACUCUUUUCAGAGACUGGCAGAUUCUCUGGAUCUGCCUUGGACAUGGUACACAUAUUGUAGUGAAAUGUCUUUUCCACCUGAAAUUGCAGUGUGGGCCUCAUGCCCAGCAAUCUGGUUCAAGCCCUUUGACACCCGAGACUGUAAGAUCAGUUGGACAACAGAGAGCCAUAGGCCCAGAGGAUUCAGAGCUUCAUGUGUGGCUUCUAAGAGCAAGUAUGAAAAAAAAUGUCCUAAAAUUCAAAGCAAACAAGUAAAAUGCUGUGUAUGCAAACACACCUAAAUGCGUUGGCGAUGUAAAUAUCGGUCCAUUCUAUUCACUCUAAUACAAUUACUAGAUAUUAAAAUUGGGGGGAAAUAAUCGUAACCCUUUAUUGAUGACACCAGUGUAUUCUGGCUUCCGACUUUGCAGAGGUUGGCCACCUCUGUUUUUAAAGUGUCAUUGAUGAUGAGAGGGACUAUAGAAGGCUGAAGUGUCAACAUUUUUCUGAACAGUUUUUUCCUCAUGAGUCACGAUCUAUGUAAUUAUAUUUGACUCUAAACUAGCCCUUAUUUUAAAAAAUUGUUCUGGGUGUUGCAUGUUUUGUUUCCCACCCCCGCCCCCCCUUCAGGUGAAUUCAGUGCAUUCUUCAUAUUUGGGGGAGUGGAACUGCUUUUGAAAAAGGGAUACUGCAUCUUACAACUAUUGUCAGUGUUUAUCCAGUAGUCUGGGCGUUGAGUAUUUGAGCUCCAUUCCAUGUACUGUGGCCACCCUCAUGCCAGAGAACAGCUGGAGUUCAGCAGGCUCUGUUCCCUAAAGCAAGUUCAAAAGCACAUGCACACUGUGGGGAGAUGAAAGAACAAAGACCAUGUCCAUUUAACUUCAGAUUACAGAGCACAAAAUGUGGAGUACCAUUAACCCACUGGUUGAUUGUGGCUGUAGAAUUUUAAAAAAUAUGGGGGGAAAAUCUUCUGUAUCCAGGGUGAGAAUUUGACAGCUAUUUUCACAAGGGAUCAUCCUAAUCAAUGUUAACUUUUGACAUUCCCUUAAAAUAUGUCUUAAAAAUUAACUGGAAUGAGCAGAAAUUUCAGUCCUGGGGAAAAAAAAAACUUGUUAAUUUUUUUUUUAUAGUAAUCAACCAUGGUAUAUUUUUUUUCCUCCAUAUUUAUUAUUGUGAUGUUGCCAAAUAUCAUUAGGUGAUAGAGAUGUCAUUUUUACUAACAAAGUGCUGAUAGUGAAAGAUACUUUAUCUUAGAAAGAAAGCAAAGCAAAGAAGGCCUACCUCCGCGGCUGAGAUUCGGUGCUUCAGUUGCUGUCACUUCUGUGUUUCACGUUAAAAUUAACAGAAUUAACGACUGAGAAUAUUAGCAAUGCACUUAACGAGCCCUUCCCAAGGAAGGCAGUGUUAGUUCCAGCAGAUCCCUAGUUCACUGUGCACCAGGUGGUUUGGGUGGUGUCCUCGUCAGCGGUAUCUCUGUGGUCUGCUUGGCUCUGAUGUCAUCUUGGUUCAGAAGGGCAUGCUCUAGUUUCACAGAGGGGGACCCCUAUAAUAUAGACACUUGCAUGCCAGCUCCUUCUGCCAAAUUCAGUUGCCGCUCUACCAGUGUCAGAUACUGUCUACACCAGCAGAUUCAACACUACCACAUCAGUAACUGACACCGAGUUGAAACUGUGGUCUUCACAACCUUUGCACUCUGCAUAUGAGGCAAAAUUAUCAGUUCCAUCAUUGUGGGAUACUGCGUGCAAAUUACUUACUGGGAAUACAGAAAAGUAUCCUUCUCUAUGUUCUGAUUUUUCUCAUAAUAAGUUUGGAAAAUCAAUUGCUGAUCACACGUGGAUUGUACCACCCUGGUCCAAAGAGCGUAAUAUUUCUCUGCCCUUGCUCUUUUUUGCCCCGGUUUAAAUUCCUAGUGUUUGCAUAUGGUUUAUAUUACUGAAAAAUUAAUAUCUUUGGGCUAGAAGAAUGGAAAGAAAAAUUCAGAAGUAAAAAGUGGGUCAGAUAUGUUACAAGUGGCCAUUUAAUAUAUAUACAAACCCCAGUAUAUUUGGAUUAGGCGAGCAGGUUCUUAGUUUCCUGAUAUCCACAGAUAUCUGCCUAUGUGCAAAUGGAGUAUGUUAUUUACUACAUGGUUAUUGUGGUGUAAUGUGCAAAUUUUAGUGUGUGCAUUAUCCUGAUGAUUGGACACUGGGAUAUCCCUAUCAGGAAUAGAGCUUGCACAUCUAACAUGUAAUUUUUAAUUAUUAUUUUCACAAAGGAUGUAUUUCCCUAAGUAGCACUUUUGGAACAGGGGAAGGAAGAAAACUGCUAUUCCCUGAUCCCCCUCCUAUACAGUAUGCAUAUGCCUGAGGUUGUAUAAAGACAUUUAGGUAGUUAAUGGGCAUGUUAAUACAAACGUUCUGAUGCAAAUUCAUUUUCAGAAUGAAAAUAUUUUUCCUUCCCCAAAGUGAGAAUAGCAGAAAUGUCGGUGACCUGAGCACCAUAGUUAUAUGGACUAUUUUCCUGCUAAGGUCUAGUUUGAAGAAAAAACUUGAAAACAAACCUUUGAGGUUGAGCCUGGUUGCUAUAAAGACUUUGUGGUGGUGUUUCUGGGAUGAGCUAUGGAAGGUUUAGCUGACUUCUAGAGCUUGGCUAUCCUUAUUCAUCCAAAAUAAACAGAUACAAACAAGCUGGUGUGUACAGUGCUUCAUAAAGAAGCCAAGAGUAAGAAUACACGAUGCUACAGCCCCAUGCCCUUUACAAACACUCGCACAAUUUCAAAAGGGGAAGUUACUGUGGCCUUGGUUUCCCAGUUCCUCCCGGGUCUGGUCCAGUCCCAGGUGACAGGAGCUGAAGCGCCGUUAAGGGUUGCAUCCUCUCAGUGGUGUGGAAGUCAGCACCGCGCUAGCCGCCUGGAGAGAGUGAGCCCGCUGAACACGCAAAGCCCAGAGUCACUGUCCAUGUUUCUAGAGAACAAUGUGAAGAGUCCUAGGAAAGGAACUCAUCAGACUGUCAGGGGCCUAUGUAGCCAAAAUGUCACUGAAUAUAAAAAUCUUGUCUUCAGUCCUCAUGCUUUGUCACUGUAAAGCAAACAAAAAGCGUUUUUACUAUAAUUUAAAGGAGCUGCUUUUUUAUAGCACAUACUCUUUCGCUUUGUACCCUAUUUGAUAGUUGCAGAAUAAUUUAGACUGUAGAAAAACUUUGUUGUAUUUGUACUGUUCAUGAAUGUUUCAAAAAAAAAAAGUGCUUUACUUGCUUGCCAUAAUUUUUCUUGUACUGCUGUAUUUUUCCCCCUGGCUUCAUGGAAACCUAAUCUGAUUCCUCUUUUCAGUACAGUUUUUUGUUUGUUGUUGUUGUUUUUUAAUGUGUGUUUGUGAGUAUUUUUUUCCUUUGGUCAGUAUUCUGAAUGUUUACAUCUGUUUAACAUUAGCCAUGUAAUGCCUUUUUUAAAAGGCGGUAUUACUCUUACAGUGUUACAGCAAAAUGUGAAUCAACCCAAACAUAACAUGCAUGACAAACACAGAUGGGGGGGCAAAGGCCCUGAACGUACAAAGACAUUUUAUAUCAGCAUACAGAAAAGUCAAACCCUUCUUCAGUCCUCUACCAAAGAAUAUAUUAUUCCCACAGGAAAAACUCAGAAAAGGUGUGUAAAAUCCUCAGAAGGGGAGCAGUUGAAUCAGUAAGACUGCUACAAUUUAAUACUGUUAUGCUUGCUUUGAUACCUGACAAAAUGUGACGGAGUGCAACAAGCAUUGAAACGAUUUUUAGACAGUGUUUUGUUUAGAAUUCAGGGAUCAUGCAUUCUUUAAUGGUGCUGUUUGUUUUUUAUUUCUUUUCUACAAAGAAAAAAAAAAGUGUUGCCUACAAAAGUGACUGCUCACGAUACCAUAAGUUAAAUGAAAUGUUUGUCUCUUCAUGUUUCUCUGUUUUUCCCUUUCUCUAAAGUAACAAUUUGGGUUUCAAUAUUAAAAUAUUCUGGGAGAAAAUAAAGAAAUUAAACCUUCAA
This is a messenger RNA of Orcinus orca (killer whale), 11371 nucleotides long. It is a transcript of the gene ASXL3, whose product is annotated as ASXL transcriptional regulator 3. The record is from RefSeq and is a predicted model, not a curated record. Bases 79 to 6813 code for a protein of 2244 amino acids. Lineage: Eukaryota; Metazoa; Chordata; Mammalia; Artiodactyla; Delphinidae. Gene Ontology annotation, cellular component: PR-DUB complex. Gene Ontology annotation, molecular function: DNA binding; peroxisome proliferator activated receptor binding; chromatin binding. Gene Ontology annotation, biological process: positive regulation of transcription by RNA polymerase II; animal organ morphogenesis. The transcript is spliced from 12 exons.